CUUUUCAUUGGGGUACCGUAAUGAUAUCCACCAAUCAGACGUUGUCACACAGAACGACAUAGACGGCUUCAAGAUGGCUGACGUUCAGAAGAAACUUCAGGCUGACAUAGAAAAAUAUCAACAAUUACAGAAAGAUUAUCAGAAAGUUGUAAGUCAGAGACAGCAGCUUGAUGGCCAACUGAAUGAGAACACAUUAGUAAAGGAGGAAUUUGCUCGUUUAGAAGAGGGUGCAAAUGUGUACAAGAUGAUCGGUCCUGUUCUGGUUAAACAAUGCAUACCAGAAGCAAAGCAAAAUGUACAGAAACGAAUAGACUACAUCGCGGGUGAAAUAAAAAGACACGAAGUUUCUAUUAAAGAUUUUGAGAAAAAACAAGAAACAUGCCGUGAAAGUUUAGCAAAAUAUCAACAGCAACUUCAACAAGCCCAAGUAAAAGCUGCAGCCCGAAGCUAGGAGAUCAAAAUGGAAAAGAUGUUUAAAAAUUUAAUAGCAUGGAUCGAGCUGGUUGUGACAUCAAUUAAACCAGGAAAACAAACUGAUGUGUCAAAACUUUCCUAGGAAAAAAAUACUUAUUCAUAUAUUUAUUUGGUCAAUUUAAGUAUUGACUAUCACUUAACAGCUGUUAUCAUAAGAUUUUGAUGUGGAGGUACACUACCAGUAUGUGGUCCAUCAAAAUGAAAAAAGGAUUAAUAAGUUUAUAAGGUUUUUGGCAAUACAUUUCAUUUCACAGUGAAAUAUUCUCAAUGGAUUGUUACAGUAAAAAGAAGAGUUUUAAUUAACAAACCAAGCAUUAGAAAUCCAGAAAGAUAUAUAUACAUCAACAAAGAUCAAAAUUUCAGAACAAUAAAUAAAUACAUAUUCA
Messenger RNA from Pecten maximus, 860 nucleotides. RefSeq names its product prefoldin subunit 6-like. The record is from RefSeq and is a predicted model, not a curated record. Gene Ontology annotation, molecular function: protein-folding chaperone binding. The coding region runs from base 74 to 451 and encodes 125 amino acids. Gene Ontology annotation, biological process: protein folding; chaperone-mediated protein complex assembly. The transcript has 4 exons. Gene Ontology annotation, cellular component: cytoplasm; prefoldin complex. Lineage: Eukaryota; Metazoa; Mollusca; Bivalvia; Pectinida; Pectinidae.